Caenorhabditis bovis is the source of this 2049-nucleotide messenger RNA. The record is from the annotation of a GenBank genome assembly. NCBI's taxonomy places the organism in Eukaryota, Metazoa, Nematoda, Chromadorea, Rhabditida, Rhabditidae.
AUGAGUGGCGGACGUUCAAAGUCUCAGACGAUCGAUUCGUCGACAAGCCGCCGCCGUAAGAAGACCAACAGCGAGGCGGACAGCGGGUCCGACGAGCCAGCCGGGCCGAGCAACAACGAUUCGAGCAGUGAAUAUCGCCUGGAGCUGAAAAAGCGUCUGACGACGUUUUUGACAAGCGGCACACCAAUGGCCUCAUCGGAUUCGGGCGUCGAGUCGACGGCGGAAGCCGAUUCCGAUUUGAAGGCGUCCGACUCGCCGAUGUCGCACAACGGCGCCGAUUCGCCGAGGCACGAGGAAGACCGCGCCGACAUUGUCGUGUGCGGCGAAUGCAACACCACAUUCUCGUUGGGCUGCUUCUCAGCGUUCAUCGAGCACAAGAUUUCGAAUUGCGGCGGCAAAUUGACGCCGUCGGAUGAUUGCGAGAUGGCGCAUCGAAGCUACGAUCGAUCGCGUCGGCGAACGUUCAACCCGGCCGUUUUGACCCGAUGCGUUCGUUCAACUUCUGCAAAUCCACUCAUUAUGAAUUACAAUAUGGAUGUGACGACAGACACCAAUGAUUUGGGCAAAUCGUCGCUGACAUGCUGCACGUGCAAAGAGCGCUUCGCCGACAUCUGGACGCUUCUGAAACACAAUUACAACAUGCACGGCUUUCGCAUUUGUCAGGAGACGCUGCCCGAAUCUGCGGUGUCGAUGACGUCCACCUCAUCGUCGUCGACGUCGAAUGACGCGCAUCAUCCAGCCGGCUACCGGCACACCGAUCCAGCGCCCGCCGUUCAUCAUCCAACCACCAUUAAGAGCGAGUCAAUGUUCCUGAACAGCUUCUGCUCGGAGAGACUCAAGGAGAUCGCGAACAAGGCAAGCGAGAAGGAACUCAAACCGUUGUCGAAUUUGCGCUCGCGUCUGAUGGCCGGCAACGGCGAGGAGACCGACGAGGAACAGGUCUCCGCGUUCACGUCGACGUCGGCGUUGCUCAACGCGAGAGCCUCGCAGCCAGCAAUUGGUAGCCUUCCGGCGCCAACUGCCACCUCGCAGAGUAUGCCGAACGUUUGGAUGCAGCCAACGGUGUUGGCCGCCAUGCAGGACUACUACGCUCAACAGGUUCAGCAGUACAAUGCCAGCAGCACUGCCAUGGCGCUGUUGAGUCUGUCGAACAAUUUGCAGCAGCAACAACAACAGCAGCAGCAGCAGCAGCAGGUUCCGCCAACGGUUCCAGCUCAGCACCAGAAUCAAGGGCAAGUGUUCCAGGCGUUGAAUAGAGGCGAUGAGCCGUCCGCAUUUACUCCGAGGCCCGCUUCGGCGGCAGUUCGACGUCGCGCCUCUCCGGAAACGGAGCCUUCGGUACCCAGGAAGACCGCGAAGGUGAACGAAGAGGAUAGCGAGCAGCUCAUUGUUGUUGACGAUACGGAGCUCGCCGAGCCGGCGGCUCGUAGGCAGGUUAACAUCAAAAAAGAGCGAUGCCACUAUUGCAACAAGGUGUUCACGAAUCGUUCAAAUCUUAUCGUCCACCUACGAUCGCAUACCGGCGAGAAGCCGUAUAAAUGUCAGCUCUGCCCGUACGCGUGUGCGCAAAGCAGUAAACUGACGCGCCACAUGAGAACGCAUGGGCAGCAGGGCAAGGAGACGUACCACUGCUAUAUUUGCCGAAUGCCGUUCUCGGUGCACUCGACGCUUGAGAAGCACAUGAGGAAGUGUGUGGUGAACAACACGCAAGCUCGUCGCGGUGAUGACGGUGGUUCGCCGCCGCAGGAGCGACCAAGACCGACGCCGUCAGCGCUAGCCGACGCUACUAGUCUUCUCGCGUUGUCGGCGCCGACAAUACCGCCGCCGCCACCGCCGGCAGCGUCAAGCAGCGCCGUCUCGCAGAGCAAUCAGAUUGUGUUGAACUGGCUGCAGGCGCUGAAUGUGAGCAACGGCGCGCCGACGACAGCGUCGAACAACGCGAAAGAUGAGAUCAUUGAAGCCGAUGAAGAUAUGGAGGAGACGGAAGCCAGCGAGCUUCAUGAUCGUCACAUGCAGAAGGACCAAGUACCAUCGGUGGCGGCCAAUUGA